Molecule: messenger RNA, 1191 nt
Organism: Pseudomyrmex gracilis
Lineage: Eukaryota; Metazoa; Arthropoda; Insecta; Hymenoptera; Formicidae
Product: phospholipase A2-like
Exons: 5
Coding region: 123-770 (215 amino acids)
Biological process (GO): arachidonate secretion; phospholipid metabolic process
Source: RefSeq, a predicted model, not a curated record
GGUGACGAUUUAUUAAGUUGCGCCGCACCGGUGAAAUGAGACGGUAUUUAAACCAAAGUUUCAAGUCGUCCGGAUAGACACGCGUCGUCAGUCACUUGCAACCAGGUUGAAUAGACAGCACAAUGGCGCGCUUCUGUAUUUUCGCGCUGUUCCUCGUCGUCAUCUUUCAAUUCGGUAACUGCGACAUCGAUUGUGACAAUAUCACGGUCAAGCCCGGUUCUAAUGAAACCACCCUUUCGCAUUUUGAAAAAUGGGCGAAGAAGUUAAAGCUAUCUGUUGACAAAGUGGAAGACGGCAUUAAAAAAAAAAUCAUCGGGGAUAAAUCCAAAUCACCUGAAAAUUCCAUCGCUGUAUUCCUCGAACCCGAGGACUUUGAAACUUUUCGCGCAAUCUUCCCAGGAACACUUUGGUGCGGCGAUGGGGAUAUCGCGAAACAAGAGUCGGACCUCGGUUACUUCAACAAAACGGACGCUUGUUGCAGAGCGCACGACAACUGCAACGACGAUUUGUUGGCCGGCCAGACUAAAGGCAAUCUCGAGAACAACGGCAUUUUCACGAGAUCCGCUUGCAACUGCGACGAUGAGUUCUACAGAUGCUUGAAGAACGCUGAUACCUUAAUUUCCAAUAGUAUCGGAAAGACGUACUUCAAUAUAUUGAAACCGCAGUGCUACACUUGUCAAUGCCCGACGGUCGAUUGCAAAGUUACUGAUCGCCUACAAUGCGAAAAACAAUGCAAGCUAUACAAAUGGCAAAACAGUCCCAAGUAUUAAGUUGGUCACGGCGUUCGGACACUCGUAACGAAACGAGGAUACUGUUUUGUAUCCUACCUACCGAUAAUAAAAACUCACACAAUCCGUGUAAAUAACAGCAUACUCGCGUGCUUUUGUAAAACUUUGUUGUUUCGAAGAUAAACGUACAAGAUUGCGUUAUCGUAAAAAACUUGAUCUUAUAUAAAAAUUGUGAUGUGCGAUAAGAAAUUUUGAAGAAAAUGAAUCGAUAAUUCGGAGAGAGCUAAAUUAUCUCGCGCGUUCGAAGGUUAAUUUAUAUCGUGUAAUUUAAUAUCGUGUACAUAUUGUGCAUAAGAUUUAGCAAUUUGUAAAACAUAUGUAACUUUUGUGUGUGUAUGCGUUGCAUAAUGCAAAUUCACGUGAUGUGUUGUGUAAAUAAAAUGAAACUUAACAAAGCAGUAAA